Molecule: messenger RNA, 2540 nt
Organism: Rhinichthys klamathensis goyatoka
Lineage: Eukaryota; Metazoa; Chordata; Actinopteri; Cypriniformes; Leuciscidae
Gene: ptar1
Product: protein prenyltransferase alpha subunit repeat containing 1
Exons: 7
Coding region: 26-1318 (430 amino acids)
Biological process (GO): protein prenylation
Cellular component (GO): cytoplasm
Molecular function (GO): protein prenyltransferase activity
Source: RefSeq, a predicted model, not a curated record
CGUUGACGUCACUCGGGCUCUGAAAAUGGCUGAGUCGGAAGAGGAGGUGGAUGUCUUGGUCCAGAGAGUUGUGAAAGAUAUCAAUAACGCCUUUAAAAGAAACCCGAACAUUGAUGAAAUCGGCCUCAUUCCGUGCCCUGAAGCCCGAUACAACAGAAGCCCCAUCGUCCUGGUGGAGAAUAAGCUGGGAGUGGAGAGCUGGUGUGUCAAGUUUCUGCUGCCCUAUGUGCAUAAUAAACUCCUGCUCUACAGGCAGAGAAAGCAGUGGCUCGACCGGGAAGCACUGGUAGAUAUAACCUGCACAUUGCUUCUAUUAAACCCAGAUUUUACCACUGCGUGGAAUGUCAGGAAAGAGCUCCUGCAGUGUGGCGUGUUAAACCCAGAAAAGGACCUUUACCUGGGCAAACUAGCACUAUCUAAGCAUCCUAAAAGCCCAGAGACAUGGAUACACAGGCGCUGGGUAUUGCAGCGGCUACAGAUCGAGUGUUCUGGACAAGAACUGAAAGAUCAGGCUGAACCCAGAGGAGACGCUGUGAGCAGGAGACGGUGUGAGCGACUGCAGAGAGCCUUGCAGGAGGAGAUGAAGGUCUGUGCAGAUGCAGCCGGCCGUUACCCCAGCAACUACAAUGCCUGGUCCCAUCGCAUCUGGGUAUUGAAAAACAUGGCAAAGGGCAAUCUGAAGGUUCUGCAUGAUGAGCUGUCCUCCACCCGACUCUGGGUGUCCGUGCACGUGUCAGAUCACAGCGGCUUCCACUACCGUCAGCACCUGCUCAAAGCUCUGUCCAGAGAGCUGAGGCAGGCUGGAGAGAGGGACCUCCACCCCACCCAGCAGCCGAAUGGAGAGAGCACGGCGGGAGCGUCUGAUGACAACCACCGGAAUGACGUCAUCCCUCAGCUCUUCCAUCAGGAGAUGGAGCUCUGCACUGAUCUCAUCGAGUCAUAUCCAGGCCACGAGACGCUGUGGUGCCACAGGCGGCAUGUCUUUUACCUAUGGCACCAGUGGCGGAGGGAACACGUCCAGGGGGCAGGAUCGCAGUCUCCACCUCUCACCCACACCGAUGUCCUCCUCAGCGAGGAACCCUGUGACGACGGCAGCGCCUCCCAGGCCAUGGACGUUGACUGUGUUCUGGAUGGGAGCAAACAUGGAAGCUACACGCAGGACACCAAGCGGCUAAAGCGGGGACCCCUGCUCCCCCACCCCGGACUUCCCUCCGAGCACUCGUUUGUCUCUAGAAUCCUCACAGGCUGCAGGAGCCCCGAGCAAAGCAGCUUUGCCAUUUCCUACAGAAAGUGGCUGGACUCUGUUAUAGGUCAGUAGCGUGAGAAACACUCCGCCCACCACAGUGUGGGAGAGCUGCGAUAGGUCAAUGUAUUUCUGGCUCCAGCCGCCCACACCGGUUCUCUAAAAAACGACUGGACUCCUUGGCCGGUUUGGCAGAGAUGCUCUGCCGGAGCAAAUUCCCACUCAUGAUGAAAACCCAUGACCCGUCUCAACAGUGUAAGCAUGGUCUGUUUCAGCUGCUUAAGUUCAGGUACUGGAUAUCUCAGGUCUGUUUUCAGAAUCUUUUUUUUUUUCAUAUAGUUUUGUUGGUCUUACGUUGUUUAAAGUCUUCCACCACAAAUCAAUUACAGUAUGCUCUCAUCAUCCUAUCUGCAGUUUUAUGAUUCCUGUCGGGAGUCUUAAACGCACACUGUGGUGCAGACUUGAAAAGAACACUUAGAGCCCAAAGUGAUUCUGACCCAGUUUCCCUCUUUUGUUUAAUUGGGGGCAGACUGGCUCUGAAUCCUGUCUACUGCUCGUCCCUGAGCUUUUGUACUGUAGCAUGAACAUUUCAGUCAAUAUCUUGACGUUUUGCUACAAUAAGUAAUGUGAGCACAAUCAUUGAAUUUAAAGAUUCUUGGAGCCAUUUGGUAUAAAAUAUUAGCGCUAAAGACAGACAUUUUCAUAAAUCAAUAAAAACAGAUUAAUGCACAUGAAAUUGACAGAAUUUAUAGCUGCUGUCCUCAUUCAGGGGAGUUUGUAUUAUAUGACAUAUCUAUUGCAAGUUCAGUGUGAUGAUUCUUGGAUGUUAAUUAAUGCUCCUGAAGCACGUCAUCUUCACUCAUUAGAAUAGCAAAGGCCACGUUGGACUAGUCUCAGCAUUUAAGCACAAGUUUUGGGUUAUAGUUCAUCCAGCUGGUCUCGCAGAUGCAUGGGUUUUCAUGAUGAAAGGGAAUUGCAGAAGUAGGAAUAGUCUUUCUCAGCUUGGCCCAAACGUGGCUGCAAAAACAACAACACGAUGCCAUGUUCAAGCCCAUUUGGUGCAGAUUGGUGCUUAUUCUCUGCACUGGGGAGAAGGGCCUGGGUUUACAAAUGCUGCUUUUUGUUUAACACUAUUUUGAACAUAAAGGAUAUUUAUGCAAAUAUGAAAAGUGAAAUGUUGUGAGCUUCACUUACGUAAUGAUUUAUUAUGAAAGCUAAUAAGCUAUUAGACACUUAUGGUUGACUCACUGUUACUCCGUAAUUAUUAAACUUGUAAUAAACUUUGAAGUUUCACGGG